Molecule: messenger RNA, 5934 nt
Organism: Pararge aegeria (speckled wood butterfly)
Lineage: Eukaryota; Metazoa; Arthropoda; Insecta; Lepidoptera; Nymphalidae
Exons: 6
Coding region: 1-5934 (1977 amino acids)
Molecular function (GO): zinc ion binding; catalytic activity; nucleic acid binding
Source: RefSeq, a predicted model, not a curated record
AUGUGGCUAGAAGUUACAUUAAAAGGAAUGCACCUAGCCGUGGGUACCGCUUAUCGACCUGAGCACCAGUUCGUAAACAAAUCCAUUGAAGAGUUAAGCGAGACACUAAGUGCCUUAUCUGCGUACAGCUUUCAAUGUCUGUUAACUGAUUUCAACAUUAAUCUAUUGGAAAAAGACAGUAAAAAUUCGAAGGAUUUUCUAGAAUUCCUAAAUCAGCAAAAUUACACACAGAUUGUACAGGAGCCAACAAGAGUUACUGAAACAACCUCAACUCUCUUAGAUUUAAUUAUCACAGAUACACCCACGCGCUGUAGACAUGUAAAGGUAAUACACAAUGCAAGCCUGAGUGAUCAUGCAUUGAUAAUAGCAGUUUUUAAUAUUAAAAAGCCCAAAAAGCGGGUACGCUACAUUUCUAGGAGAAGUUUCAAUAAAAUUAACGAAAAAAUGUUCUACGAAGAUCUACACGCUAUACCGUGGGACAAUAUAAUGUUUAUGGAGAAUAUUAACGAGAUGGUGGAACAGUUCAACAAAUCGUUACUAGGGUUGUUUGACAAACAUGCACCAACCACGUACGUUAAAGAUAAUGAGAAUCCGCACCCUUGGAUAACGGAGAACAUCAAACUAAUGAUGAACUUAAGAGAAGAAGCGUUAAAAAGAGCACAUAAAUACAACGUAAAUUCAAACUGGGUAUACUAUCGGAAUCUUAAGAAUCUCACCAAUGCUAGCAUCAAAAGGGAGCAGUCAGCCUAUUUUACGUUUUACGUAAAUAAUAAUGCCAAAAACUCAGCUAUGGCUAAGAUCAUAGAAAAGCUGAUUUGUUGCCAACUGUCUACGUUUCUGGAAGCACAUAACCUACUCCCGGCGGUACAAUCCGGCUUUAGGAAGGCUCAUGGAACGGCAACUGCGCUAGCAGCGGUCACAGAUGACAUUCUUUCGGCAUCAGACAGAGGAGAAGGUACCAUUCUCGUGCUGCUGGAUUUUUCUAGAGCGUUCGAUUGCAUUGAUGUGGAACUCAUGUUGGCGAAACUGCACUAUUACGGGGUGGAUUCAAAGGCAUGUGCGUGGUUUAGGUCAUUCCUAAUCAACAGAAGACAAUUCGUAGCUAUUGACGCUAACAGUAUAGAACCACUCAUAUCGCAGACAGGUGGACCGUCGGAGAUGGCGGAUGAACUGUCAUCGGGGAGGGAUGGCGCUCCAGGACCGCAGACGCGUUCACGCCGGAGCAACAGGGCGGUUGCAGUAAGGGGCGGAGCUUCAGCCCGUACCCCUGUUGUUGCGAGGUACUCGCGCCGGGAUGAUUCUGUUUCGCCGAGCUCCCGGAACUCGUCGAUGUCGCGGUGCUCGACGCCGGUAUCAAGGGGGAACUAUGGCGUGAGAAGCGCCAUGACAGAACUCAGGGCGGCGGCUGAGGAACAGAAGGAGGCUGCCUUCAAUCGGUUCCUUCAGGGCCGCAUAGGAGGACAGGAGGCUCGAACCGCAGUUCUGGAUGCGGAGGAGGAACCGGCGAGCGAAGAGUCUUGCCGGGAGGACCCCACUAAGCUCGGUGUGCAAGAGUUGCGUGCCUGGGCCGGAAGGAGCACGGCGUCCCUCAUUCAGAUGGCUGGUAAGUCCAGUAAUCUGAAAGGGACGUACGUUAAAAAAUUUAAGGAGGCUGCCUCGGAGCUGCAAGCCAUAGUGGAGGCCCUCAGCUCACGGACUGAGGCUGAAGAAACCCGCCGCUUGCGGGCAGACAAUGCCCGCCUCCGCUCUGAGCUUGACCUUAUAAGAACGGAGCAGAAGGCGUAUCGGCGGGACUUCGCGGAGAUGAAGACCGCGAUGGCCAAAGAGGCGGCUAGAGCAGCGACGAGAGGGGCAGGAGCGCCCGUGCCACCUGCAGCGGCCUUUGAUGCAGACGUAUUGGAGGAGCUGAAAGCCUCCAUAGUGGCCUCAGUCGGGACGAUGCUAGACGCCCGCUUCGCGGGAAUCGAGGAGCGUCUCCUCCCAGAAAAGGUGACACGCCCGCCGCUCUCCUCGGAUAGAAGAGGGCCGCCACCAUCGCGCUCCGCUGGGACCUCACAGGCGGCUCCGGCUCGAUCGGGUGGCCUCAGAACGAGCGUGGCUCCAGCGACUCCUGGGGAGACUCCAGCGAGGGCAGGCCCAAGCCGGGCAGCACAGCCGGAGGCUGAAACUUGGUCGGAAGUGGUGGGCCGAAAGACCAGGGGCAAAAAUAACCCAGGCGCCAAUCCCGCGUCGUCAACUCCGAGGCCCCCGCCCACAGCGGCCCCUAAGCGGAAGCCCAGUCUGGCUCCCCCUAAGACGGCCGCCGUUAUUAUAACUUUGGCUCCCGAGGCGGUCAGUAGAGGGGUGACCUACGCUCAGGUCUUAGAGCAGGCUGAGCAAAGGGUUAACUUGGGCGAGAUUGGUAUAGGCGCGGGGAUGCGGAUUCGCCGCUCUGCGACAGGGGCUAGGCUCUUGGAGUUGCCGAAGGAGAACACCCAGGACCAGGCCGAGUUAUUGGCAGGUCACCUUCGCAAAGCGUUGGAGGGGGUAGCGGAGGUUGUUCGCCCUACCAAAACGGCGACCCUUCGUGUCACCGGGUUGGAUGACUCCGCAACUGCGGUAAAGGUGGCGGCGGCUGUAGCACGCGCAGGAGGCUGCUCGAUUGUUGCGGUCAGGGCGACUCCGGUGCAGAGGAGCCCCAUGGGCAUGGGGUCGUCCACCGUUUACUGCCCGGUGGAUGCGGGCAAAAAGGUCUGCGAGGCCGGGCGUCUGUUGGUGGGCUGGAGCUCCGUCAGAGUCCAGGCCCUGGAGCAGCGCCCUCUUCGCUGCUACAGGUGCCUGGGGAUGGGGCACACGGUAGCCUUGUGUACCUCUGAAACCGACCGGAGCAAGAUGUGCUACCGGUGCGGAGAAGAGGGACACAGGCACUCAGGGUGUGAGAGGCCCAUACGCUGCGCCGUCUGCGCGGACGCCUCUCAGCCGUCGGGGCACAUCAUGGGGGGGAAGAGCUGCCACCCCCCUCAAGGGAAGGCGAACUUAAACCACUCUGCGGGGGCUCAGGACCUCCUACUGCAGUCCGCCGCAGAGUGGUCUAUCGACAUAGUCGUGGCUUGCGAGCCAUAUUAUGUCCCCGCUCAGGAACGCUGGGUUGGAGACAUGUGUGGCUCGGUUGGCAUUGUCGCGGCGAACGGCGCCGGUCCUCCCCUCUCACCUCUCGAAAGGGGUCCCGGGUUUGUGGUUGCGGGAUGGGGACAGUACAUUAUUGUCGGCCUGUACUUUUCCCCUAGCCGCACGCUGGCAGAAUUCGAGGAUUUCCUCGACUCUGUCAGCGAAGCCGUCCGCCGGCACAAUGGAGGGCGAACCCUGGUUCUUGGAGACUUCAAUGCCAAGAGCCAGGCGUGGGGGAGUCCCACUUCGGACGGCAGAGGCAGGGCGGUGCUGGUGUGGGCUGCGCACCUCGGGCUCUCCCUACUCAAUAGGGGGACAGCCCAUACCUGCGUCCGCGCGCAGGGUGGCUCCAUCGUGGACCUGUCGUUUGCCUCCCCCUCGGUUGCCGACAGAGUCGCCAACUGGAGGGUAGAGGACGGGGUGGAGACCCUAUCGGACCACAACUAUGUCCGAUUUGAGGUCUCCACAUCCCCGGUGGUCGCGAUGGCACCUCCCCAGGGUCCAAAUCGCCUCCCACGUUGGUGUCUCACCCAAAUGGACCGGGAGUUGGUCAAAGAGGCCUCCAUUAUUGUACGGUGGGCCUCUUCCGGAGAUGAGAGGGACACCAGUGUGGGAGAACGGGCGGAGCAGCUGCGCGCGGACCUCACGGAGGUAUGCGACUCAGCAAUGCCGAGGGCGCGUGGAUGGCGCCGCCGUAAACGGGUGUACUGGUGGUCGGACGAGAUCGCGGUCCUACGUAUCGCCAGUCACCGAGCCCGCAGGGACUAUGUCCGGUGCCGCAGGCGGAACGGACUGGACGUAGUUCUGGAGGAGCAACUGCGGGAGGUUUACGGCCAGGCCAAGAGGGCCCUACAGUUGGCCAUAAGCUGCGCCAAGGAGCGUGCCCGGGAGGAACUGCUGGAGGGCCUGAGUAGGGACCCCUGGGGACGCCCUUAUCGCGUGGCGAGAAGGAAGCUCCGUAACCAGGGACCCCCAGUAACCCAGACCCUCCAGCCGGAGCUCUUGCGGAGCGUCGUCGAGGGACUCUUCCCGGACUCCCAGGGACAUGUCCCUCCAACGAUGGUACCCCAGGCCGGAAGGGGCUCCACCCCCCUGGCUGAUAGCGGUUCUGUUCCGCUGAUCACCGGGGAGGAGAUGGACGUAGCCCUUGGCCGCCUCCGGUCCAAGAAGACGGCACCUGGACCGGACGGCAUCCCGGGUCGGGUCAUAUACAUGACCCGGGAGUUCCUCGAGGCAAGACUCCGGGAGCUGUUCAACCAGUGUAUACUGGCUGGACGGUUCCCCAAGUCUUGGAAGGAGGGACUGCUGUGCCUUAUCCGCAAAGCAGGGCGACCGUUGGACGCUCCGUCGGCGUACAGACCGAUAGUCUUGCUCAACGAGGUCGGGAAGGUCUUUGAGAAGAUCCUUGCAGACCGACUAGUUGGGCAUCUGGAAACUGUCGGUCCAGGGCUAUCGGCGGAGCAGUACGGCUUUAGGGCGGGUCGCUCGACCAUUGACGCCCUAGAGUCGUUGAAGGCCCUGACGGAUGAGGCAGUUGCCGGGGGGGACGUCAUUCUCGCCGUCUCCUUGGACGUCACGAAUGCCUUCAACAGCCUCCCCUUUGAGACUCUUCUAGAGGCACUUCGGUACCAUGAAGUGCCUCCGUAUCUCAGGAGGCUGUUGGAGUCAUACCUCCAGGAUAGGUGGAUAUCCUGGACGGGGAGUGGCGGGCAACGAGAGCGGCGGAAGGUGCUCAAUGGGGUCCCGCAGGGAUCGGUUCUCGGGCCGGUGUUGUGGAACAUCGGCUUCGAUUGGCUCCUGCGGGCCCCCAUGCUGCCGGGGGCAAGGGUGUUAUGCUAUGCGGAUGACACUCUAGUCACGGCACGCGGGAGCACCUUUGCGGAGGCGUCCCGCCUGGCCACGGUCAGCGCGUCUCUAGUGGCAAGGAGGGUCCAGGCCUUGGGUCUGAGGGUUUCGGUCCCUAAGACCGAGGCCCUCCUCUUCCAUGGCCCUCGCAGAGGUCCACCACGAGGUGCCCAAAUCACCGUCCAGGGUGUUCAGGUGGAAAUAAAGGCCCAGAUGAAGUACCUGGGCCUCACCCUGGACGGACGGUGGAGUUUUAAAGGGCACUUCGAGCUGCUUGCGCCCAGACUCGUCGGAGCGGCAGCCGCUCUGGGGAGGCUUUUGCCCAACAUCGGGGGGCCGGACUCAGCCUGCAGGCGCCUGUAUGCGGGUAUCGUCAGGAGUAUGGCGCUGUACGGGGCUCCAGUAUGGGUGCACGCAUUGACUCCGCAGAAUAUCACACUACUGCGGAGACCGCAACGCGUAAUCGCGGUGCGUGCGAUCCGGGGCUACCGUACGGUGUCUUGGACGCGGUGGCUGAAGCGGCGCCAUGGCGCGCUGACGUAUCGCCUCGUGCAGGUCUUGACAGGCCACGGCUGCUUCGGUCACUAUCUCUACCGCGUCGCGAGGAGAGAACCGACCCCUUUGUGCCAUGAGUGCGGCGCUGCGGAUGACACGGCUCAGCAUACCCUUGAGGUGUGCAAUAAAUGGGAUCCUCAGCGCCGCGCUCUGGUGGCGGAGAUCGGAGGGGAUCUCUCGCUGCCCAGCGUAGUGUUUGCCAUGCUGAGCAGCGAGAGAUCUUGGGAGGCCGUAGCUGACUUCUGCGAAGAGAUCAUGUCGCAGAAGGAGGCCGCGGAGCGGAUGCGUGAAGAAGAUCCAAACGCGCACCCGCUCCGGCGCAGACGGGGGGGAAGAAGACGGCGGCAAUUUGCCGCUCGUCAGCUUCCCUUGGGAGGCGGCGGGUAG